Molecule: messenger RNA, 987 nt
Organism: Encephalitozoon hellem ATCC 50504
Lineage: Eukaryota; Fungi; Microsporidia; Unikaryonidae
Exons: 1
Coding region: 1-987 (328 amino acids)
Biological process (GO): cytoplasmic translational initiation
Cellular component (GO): eukaryotic translation initiation factor 3 complex, eIF3m
Molecular function (GO): RNA binding; translation initiation factor activity; protein binding
Source: RefSeq, a predicted model, not a curated record
AUGGAUGGAGGGCUUUCGAUAGAAGACGAAGGAUAUUUUCUGAGUAUAAAGUGUCACGAGAGACCUAUAACGGAAGUUAAAUUCAAUCACGACGGAGAUCUGAUAUUCACGGCAGGGAAGGAUUCCAUAGCCACGCUUCUCCGUGCCGACGGUUCAGUGGUUGGAGAAUAUAAGGGACACCGAGGAUCAAUCUUCUCUAUUGCCAUAGAUAAUAGAAGUGAUGCCUUAAUGACUGGGAGUGCAGAUCAAUCCAUCAUUCUGUGGGAUGUUCCUACUGGAAAGAUGAAAUCUCAAACCGAUCUUGGAGUUGUGGUCAAGGGCUUGGAUUUCUAUCGUGAUGGGACACUAUGUUUGGCAUGCAGUGACGAAACUAUGGGAAAGACGCCUCUAAUCGGAAUACUUGACACACGAUGCAAGGAUUUUAAGAAGGUGCACACACCGGCUUCAUCUCCUACAAAGAUUUUAUUGGACAUAUCCGAGGACUUCCUGGUAUACUGCGAUUCCAAAGGGGGUGUUAGCUCUGUAGAUCUUAGAAACUCACAGGUUAUAAAGAGUGUAAAGGCCCACACUUCCAAGAUAAACAACAUCAGGCCAAGUAGGUGCAGGACAUUCUUCAUCACAGGCUCCAUGGAUUCACAAUCGAAGAUCAUCGACUUUCUUGAUCUAUCUAUUCAAAAAACAUUUGUGUGUGAGGAGCCUGUAAAUUGUGCAUCCGUAUUCAACACAAAUGAUAAGGCUAUUUGUGUUGGGGGAAUCAAUGCAAGAGAUGUAACUACAACCAAGGGAAAAUCAUCCUUCGAUGCAAACUUCUUUGAUGUAGUGACAUGUGAGAAGAUUGGGUCGUAUAGCACACACUUUGGAACAAUAAACUCUGUAGAUGUCCAUCCUUCUGGAAGGCUUUACUGCUCUGGAGGUGAGGAGGGGACUGUUAGUGUCCUAGCAUUUGGGCAGGACUUCUUCAGAGCCAAUUUUACUGUCUUCAAUUAA